Corticium candelabrum is the source of this 1591-nucleotide messenger RNA. RefSeq names its product sialidase-1-like. Lineage: Eukaryota; Metazoa; Porifera; Homoscleromorpha; Homosclerophorida; Plakinidae. Bases 124 to 1437 code for a protein of 437 amino acids. The record is from RefSeq and is a predicted model, not a curated record. The transcript has 3 exons. Gene Ontology annotation, molecular function: exo-alpha-sialidase activity. Gene Ontology annotation, biological process: ganglioside catabolic process; oligosaccharide catabolic process. Gene Ontology annotation, cellular component: cytoplasm; membrane; intracellular membrane-bounded organelle.
UAAUUUUAACGUAUUUCUACGAAUGUGUUGGACCAAACUUAUCUCUAUAUCUAUAAACUGUAUCAAUUGCAACCAUUUGUGCAUGCACGUGCACGUGACUCUGCAGCUCACCUUAAUCACACGAUGGUCUGCUGGUCUUUGUUGCUGCUUUUGCUAACUGCUACUCUUGCAACAUUGUCCAAACAAACGUUUGAGAGUGCAACACCGAAGGGGUGUGUUACAGUACUCGACAAGUGGUGUUCAAGUGAGAUUGUUCGAUUAUCUUGCUUCCAUACUCACUCAUCCGGAGCCUGUGCUAACUCUCGAGUUUACGCAUCAUUGAGUAAUGCUGGUUGGAUAUGUAAAGCGUUGGACGAGAGUUGCUCUUGUCCAGACUCUCGCGACCAACUCAAUCGUCUCUUCCAUCUGUGUGCCAACAACUUAACUGCAGUCGAUGUGUUUGUAUCUGGCGAAUCAAACAUCAACACUUACCGCAUUCCAGCUAUUGUACAGACCAAUAAAGAAACACUGCUGGCAUUUGCUGAAGGAAGAGUGUAUGACAGCAGUGAUUGCCACAGGAAGCUCAUAGUGAUGAAGAGAAGUACAGAUUUAGGAAACACUUGGGAAAAGCUGCAGAUCAUACCAAUCAAUUUGAGUGAUGAGCAUCUGGUUACUGCCAAUCCUCAACCUGUCUUUGAUCAUAUGACCAAUACCACACUGCUGCAGUUUGUUACCAAUGACAACACAACGCAUCAAUGUAAUCCAGGAAACAACAAUGGGCAGAUAAUCUCCUCAGAUGAUGGUUUAACAUGGUCACAACUGAAAAGCAUGGAUAAUGUGCUAGGAAUAAAUAGGGGACUUUUGCCCGGCCCAGGAGGAGCAAUACAACUCACACAUACUACAUAUGCUGGCAGGCUCGUGUUUUGUGGUCACUAUGGUGCAUAUGUGCGAGAUCUCGUUUGGUAUUCAGAUGAUCACGGCAAGACAUUUCAACUGAGUAAAACACAACUCCCUGAAAUGGACGAGCCUCAAGUAGUGGAGCUUACAAACGGGUCCCUACUACUCAACAUGCGCAACCGACACAAAAAUGAUUGUCAGUGCAGAGCCAUAUCACGAAGUGAUGAUGGAGGAAUGACGUGGGGACCUAUUCACUACGACCCAGUGCUCAUCUCUCCGAUAUGCCAAGCUUCUCUAGUACGCAUCAAUGAUGCAUUCUAUUUCUCUAAUCCAGCGUCAAAAAUUGCACGUGAAAACCUGACAAUUAGAAAGAGCACAAACAACUGUAACAACUGGCAGAGUGAGUUGAAGAUUGUCGAUGGCCCAGUAGCAGGCGGAUACUCAAACAUCGUUCCUCUCACUGAUUCAACUAAAGGAGGCAUUUUGUAUGAGCGAUUCGACGUUGUUAAUGGCACCAAGCGCUCUGUGAUAUCAUUUACACAAUUUCCUUUGGAUUUUUAAUAAAGUUUUAUGUGUUAUAGCCACACAACAUCGUACACAAUGUGACAUAAUAAAAUUCUGUACCAGUUACAGCAUCACUAUCAUUUCUUAGACCUGCAUAAGACAUUGGUGUGACUAUUAAGAUGUUGAGACCCACUGUGUGUACCUAUGUCCC